AUGGAGCAAGAGAAGCGGGUAGCAGCAACGAAGGAAUCUCAGUUGAGCUCUACUAUAUUGUUCCAGAAAAACGAGGAAAUGGCCAUGACAGAAGCUUUAAACGAGGAAAAAGUUGUUCUGAGAGAUGCAGAUAGAGUGUCACAGACGAAGGAAGAAGCAGCGAUAUCUCAAUAUGAAACCUAUGUGGACGAGUUGUCCGAAUCAAGAACUUUCGCGCUUAUGAACCAACUGCAGUCAGCUGCGAAUCUUCGAGCAGUAGAAGAAUCCAUUAUCGAAUCGACAAUGAACAUAGAACAAAGUACAGCUGCACAACUUGCCCAACAAAAUGUCGCACUAAAGAGCAAAGAAGCUCAGGAAAGAAAGUUCCAGAUUGAGAUGACUAAAUCGGAAAGAACAUUCGAGAAGGAGGAUGAUCAACAGAUCUCGGAAAGCAUAAACACUGCGUCGUUGAAGGAACUUGCUACGGGACAAUUCCGUGAAUUCGGAGACGAACAAACGCAAAUCUGCACACUCUUUGGUAAAAUCGUUCAGAAGAAAUUCGAAUCGGAUGGAUGCGACUACUGGCACCCGAUAGCAAGAAGAUGGCAAGAGCAAGUCACAGCUAAAGCUGCCGGAAGUGAAAAGAUGGAGGUUAUUUCUACCUUGGAGAGGACAGCUCCAGCAGAACUGGUCCAAAAGACUAUUCAAGCAACGAACGAUAGUAAGACGAUGUCACAGCUGAAGGCAACGACAUCGGAAGCGGCGACCUUCACGACAUCAUACUCGAAAUCAGGAAUAAGAGAAACAGCAGCAAUCAAACUUCGGGCGAGGUCGAAAGAACGAGCUGAGAAGAAGUUGCAAGAACAAGAAUGGAAUCUACAAUCAACAGCAUCUGAAUGGGAGACAAUCUUGAACGAGUUGGAAGCCGAGAUCACCCAAGCCGAAACGCUUCAGCAAAGCUUCGCUUUGUACACCAAAGCUUCUGCUGUGGAAGCUACCACUAAGGAACAACAAAUUUCCAAAGCGGAGAGUUCAUAUGGAGUCGCGCAUUCGCUGGCUACCGUACCUACAACCAAGGAAAUGAAGACCUUCUCAAUCGACCAAGAGGAAAAAACUCUCCGCUUCGACAGCUUUGCUCAAGAUCUGGCAGAAAUCGAGCGGAUUGUUGAUGAAAUCAAUCGCGAACACGAGGUCGUGCGAACAUUCAAAGAGUACAGCCAGGAGAAGAGCGAUAGUGGCAUCGCGCUCGUUAGAAGAACUAUUCCAAGAACGAAGGAGUCCUGUACCCAUGUGAUCAGCGUUUCCACUUCACUUCAGCAGAAGUUCGAAACCUCAGCAGCUGGAGAUAUUCUUACUGAUGCUGUAGUAGAACUUACCCUCCCCAGUUCCUCCCUCAGCGCCGAGAUAAUCCCAAGAAUACCCAACAGAGAACAAGCUAGCUUAAUGACUAAUAGCGCUACCGAGGAGAUGAUCAGUACUAGCGCCAACUACAGCAAAUGCACAGACACUUCUUCGGCAGUCAUGGCUAGACAACCUUACUUCAUACGGGAAAAAAGCAGUGAGCGCCUGAAAGAAACCGAAGCCGGUGCUGUGGAGAUCCUUUCA
This is a messenger RNA of Cylicostephanus goldi, 1584 nucleotides long. The record is from the annotation of a GenBank genome assembly. NCBI's taxonomy places the organism in Eukaryota, Metazoa, Nematoda, Chromadorea, Rhabditida, Strongylidae.